Molecule: messenger RNA, 537 nt
Organism: Carassius carassius (crucian carp)
Lineage: Eukaryota; Metazoa; Chordata; Actinopteri; Cypriniformes; Cyprinidae
Gene: atox1
Product: antioxidant 1 copper chaperone
Exons: 4
Coding region: 83-286 (67 amino acids)
Biological process (GO): copper ion transport
Cellular component (GO): cytosol
Molecular function (GO): copper chaperone activity; metal ion binding
Source: RefSeq, a predicted model, not a curated record
ACUUAACGGCUCUGAUCUGACUGAACAGCAACAGUGCCACAGAAGCCAUUCAUUUGAGCUUGCAGCGACAAUCUGAUCGAUCAUGACGACUCACGAGUUUUUUGUUGACAUGACAUGUGAAGGAUGCUCUGGUGCGGUCACUCGAGUGCUUCAAAAACUGGAUGUCAAGUUUGACAUUGAUCUGCCCAACAAGAAGGUCUUCAUUGAGUCAGACAAAGGAACGGAUAUCCUUCUAGAAACACUGAAAAAGACUGGGAAAACUGUGACUUACAUCGGUAUGAAAUGAAACAUUCUAAGGUUUGAAAAUGAUGCAGCGGGACUCCCUCAUUGGACAAAUUAGACAAAUUAUUACAUAUCUUUGGGACCACUAAAGGAAAUCGGUUCAGCAGGGCCUAAUGAAGAGCAGCUACCAGGCUUUAUAUCAUCUGUAUUAUGAGAAUGUUGGAAUAUAACUGUUUACAAUGUAGUUGUUUUCCUGCCACACAUACUUGUAAUUGUAUAAGUGUCUAGAACUUAAAAUAAAGGUUCCUGUAUUCA